Physcomitrium patens is the source of this 1814-nucleotide messenger RNA. Its product is annotated as anamorsin homolog 1. Gene Ontology annotation, molecular function: iron-sulfur cluster binding. NCBI's taxonomy places the organism in Eukaryota, Viridiplantae, Streptophyta, Bryopsida, Funariales, Funariaceae. The record is from RefSeq and is a predicted model, not a curated record. Gene Ontology annotation, biological process: iron-sulfur cluster assembly. Gene Ontology annotation, cellular component: cytoplasm.
GCACGCUUUUUGGCAGUCAGUAAGUCAGAAUACGAGAUGUUGUCCAUUAUGUUUCUAUGCCUUUUGGCGCUAAUUGUAGUUUCACGGUUUCUCUGGGUCACAUUUGGGAUGAACGAGUAGUGCCAAACGUGGCAGGGAAAUCAAAGGCUGCUGGUUCCUGAGAUUGUUGCGUAGCCUACUUAUGUCGUAGAGACGCGGAGAGUGAGAGAGAGCGAGAGAGAGAGAGGGAGAGACAGAGAAAGCGAGCCAGCGGUACGCUGAGGAGAGGCAGACAGGAGAGGGAGUUUUGUGAUAAUAGCAAGAAGACCUGGCGAAAGAACGGACGGUUUCCCGGACUGGGAUAUUUUGGGGUGCAUUGGUUUGGGUUUGUUUUGCAUCGUGGAGGGUAACUUCUUCAUCAAUCGCUGUACGCUACCUUUUUGAGAAGGUUGAAGCCACUGCCUAGGUCAACUGUGAGAGAUGGCCAACAACGUCGGAGUUCUUUUGGCUACUGAUAUGCAAGCACUCCCGGACUCGGUCGAACAAUGGGCAAUCAAGAAUUAUGAGGAUAAAUUGUCUGGCGGGGCUUCUUUACAAGUUGCGAAGAACAUUCUAGAAUCUAGCUUCAAACUUGAAGCCGGGACAUCAUCAAUGGGUGCAGUGGUAUCGUUAGUGCAAACUCCAGGUCUUCAUUCCCCAGCCUACUUGGCGGAGGUUGCCCGUGUUCUUGUGUCUGGUGGCGAUCUCAUCGUUCAAGAGCCUCUUCUUGCAGAAGCUCAAGAACAGAAGUGUUCUAGUGCUCAAACAAAAGCUCAAUUGGAGCGGAAUUUGCUACUUGCUGGCUUCGUGAAUCUUGAAGUUGUCGACUCUGUAGUCGGAGUGGAGAUUGCUAAAGCAUGUACGACGAGUUCUGUUGCUUUGAAUGUGGUCGCGGUGAAAUCUAGUAAGCCUUCCUGGGACACCGGAUCCGUGUUUCAGAUCAGAAAGAAGGUCUCCAAUCAAAACGGCAAUUUCAGGACAAGUGGUAAUUACCAACCUGUGAAGCUUACUGCUGGAGAGACAGUGGACGAUUUUCCGCUAAAUAGCAAACCAGCAGUGAAAGUGGACCUCUCUAGUGAUUUUAAGAAUGACGAGGAGGAACUCAUUGACGAGGAUGAUCUCCUUACAGAGGAGGACUUGAAGGCACCUGUUCUACCCGCAGCGGAGAGUUGUGCUCCAACCAAGAAAGCAUGCAAAAACUGCACAUGCGGUCGUGCUGAACUUGAAGAGAAGGAGCAGGAGACUAAACUUACAACCGCUCAAAUUAACAACCCGACGUCUUCCUGUGGCAGUUGUGGACUAGGAGAUGCAUUUCGUUGUGCCGGAUGUCCAUACAGGGGCAUGCCUACUUUCAAGCUUGGAGAAAAGAUCACUCUUGGAGGGUCACUAUUGGUGGCUGAUGCAUGAAGUACGAUCGUUUUAAAUCUAUGACAAGUGCAAUGAAGUGUAGGUCAGGCUCGAGUCUGGGAGGUAGAAAACCACCAAUUUUGAUUUAGGUGAUUCUUGAUCUUGGACGGUGCAGCCAUUGCUAGCACCCAUUCACGGUUAGGUAGUCAGGUAGCGGUGAAGGCUUCACAGAGGAAUAUGUCAUCAAUUGAAAGCAGUUCUACCUGUAGUUACAUGAUGCAAUAACAUGCUAAGCUCCUUUCAUAAGUUUCUAUCAUGUUCCUCAUAGAUAUCUGCUGCAGAAGCUACUAUUAAUCGAUCAUCUUGCAUCAAUAUUUUGUGGGAAAGGUGUUGGUUGCUGCAUCUAGAUAAUUCAAUAGAUCCAAAGCAUGGUCUAAAUUUAUAUUUCA